AUGUGUGGAUGGAACGGUGUGCGGAGUCUCAUCGGAGCAAAUCCCCUACGAUGUGUUCGAUCUGACCAGGUGCGACCCUUGCAAACCGGCGCAACUCGAAUUCUCAAUCGGAACCUCAGCCUCCAUCCCACAACGAUAACGCUGUGCCAGCGGCAUCAACACGAGCUUGGUAUAAAGAGGGACCUGAUCAGGGAUCACAUACGCUCUCUAGAGCUGCGCAGGAGGAGGUUCUCCACGUCCCACGUGUCGAGACAUGGACAUAUCGAUCCGCCAAAGCCAGGUGAAGAGCUCAAAGUGACAUUUAUUGACAAGGAAGGGGACGAACAUACGUUCGAGGUUGCAGAGGGCGACAACCUGCUCGAUAUUGCGCAGGCCAAUGACCUGGAGAUGGAAGGCGCCUGUGGCGGUUCAUGCGCCUGUUCUACGUGUCACGUUAUAGUCGAUUCGGACGAAAUGUACGAUAAGAUCCCAGAGGCCACCGACGAUGAAAACGACAUGUUAGACCUGGCAUUCGGCCUGACGGAAACAUCGAGAUUAGGCUGCCAGGUCAAGAUGACCAAGGAACUGGACGGGUUGGUGGUGAAACUACCGCAGAUGACACGGAACAUGCAGGCUUCGGAUUUCGAGAAGCGCAGUUGA
Molecule: messenger RNA, 639 nt
Organism: Fonsecaea pedrosoi CBS 271.37
Lineage: Eukaryota; Fungi; Ascomycota; Eurotiomycetes; Chaetothyriales; Herpotrichiellaceae
Exons: 3
Coding region: 1-639 (212 amino acids)
Biological process (GO): positive regulation of oxidoreductase activity; P450-containing electron transport chain
Cellular component (GO): mitochondrion
Molecular function (GO): 2 iron, 2 sulfur cluster binding
Source: RefSeq, a predicted model, not a curated record